AGAGAGAAGCAUUCUCGGGACUGACUUGCGAAGUCAGAUAAGAUCAUGUCACUAAUUUACCUUUUCUUUUUAUAUUAUUUUUGUAUAUGUCAAUAAUAAACAGUGUUGUCUAUAUAAGUGAUAGUUAUUUAUGAGAACCAACCACAUAAUAUUCAUGAAGGAAUAUUACAUUGGCGCCUCUUUUUUUCAUAUUUUUAUGGAAAAUGGCUUUCCUAGCGAAAGGUAGGAAAGAGGAUUUGCAGUUUAUUGCUGCUGAAUUGGGUGUUGAGAACACCCAAGAUUUAAAACUUUAUGAGUUAAAAACAGCGAUUAUUCAGAACACUAAUUACGAAGAACAUUUUGUUAGAGAAAUGUUAUCUUCAAUAAUCGAUAGACGAAAAGAAGAAAAUGAAGAAAUGAAACGAAAAGAAAAUAUGGAGUUAGAAUUGCGAAAAGCUACUUUAGAAGCAGAAAAGGCGAAGCUCGAUUUGGAAUCCCAGUUAGAACGCGAGAAAAUAAUUUUAGAGAAAACAAAACUUGAGAAAGAAUCACUUUUGGAAUUAGAGCGUAUUAAUUUAGAGAAAGUUAAAUUAGAGAGUACGCUUAAGAACCCAAAUAGUGUAAUGAUCUCCGAAAAUAUAAAUAUAAAUUCAGUCGAGAAUUUCAUACAUAGCGUUCGCACUUUAACUCUGCCGAUUCCUAAGAGAACAGAAGGGUGGAAUUUAUUUUUUUCAUCCCUAGAGAGAGCUUUUAAUACAAAAAAGGUACCCGAAGAAUUAAAGGGAGAAAUUUUGUUAAAUUUAAUGGGGGAGAAAGCUGCCAAUAUUUUGAUUUACAUUAAGGAUGAGGAUAUAAAGGAUUAUCAAAAAAUAAAAGACACUAUUCUUAGAGAAUUUGAACCAACGCCGGGAGCAUGUUUGCUAAAUUUUCAGAGAGCAAAACGUUUACCGAAUGAAACCCAUGUCCAAUUUGCGUCACGUUUGGCUACCGGUUUUGAGCAGUAUUGUAAAUUGCGAAACGUUUCUGAUUUCGAAACAUUAAAAGAACUAAUAGUUAGUGACAAAUUAUAUCAAUCACUCGAUCAGGAAACCGCGACGCACAUAAACAUAAAACAGGAAAGAAAUUGGUUUAAGCCUUUGAUUUUGGGUAAGGAGUGCGAUUUAUAUUUUACAUCAAAAAAUAAAUCUUUUUACGAAGUGCAUUCACCUAACGCUAGAUUUAUCACAAACGAAUAUAAUUCGCGAGACGAAAGGAAAUAUAUUCCUCCUCAAAAGCGGAGAGAGGAAUUGAAAUUAAAAGAAAAUAAAAUAAACAAAAAACUAGAAUGCUACAUAUGCGGAGAUAACCAUUUAGCAAAACAUUGUGGGAAUAAAUUUUCAAAAGUGAAAGUAAAAGAAAAUGCUGUCAUUGCAAAAAUCUCCUCCGAACAUUUUUAUCCAUCUGUUGACCUUCACCCUUUGAAGUAUGUAUCAGUGUAUGUGGGAGGGGGGAAGAAAUUGAAAUGUGUAAUAGAUUCUGGAACUCAAAUUUUUGUUUGUAAUUCGAAUUUGAUUCCUGGCGCCGCUGAUGAGGAAUAUGGAAAGAUUAUUUUGAGUUCGGCGUUCGGUGAGCAUGUUGAGGCUAAGUUAAUAAAAACAAGGGUCUCAUUGAAUAGAGAUUCGGCAUUAAAUUAUCCCGUAGAAUGCAUAAUUGCACUGACAGAUAAAUUAAAUGUAGAUGCGUUGAUACCACCGUUUUUGUAUGAGAAACUGAUUUCGUCAGACUUGGAGAGUUCUUGCGAGGGGGAAAGCAGUGAAAAUCGGUGCGUAUUGCAAAAAGAAUCAGCACACGUGUUAUUACAACAAAUUAAUGAAAAGGAUAUUUUGUCAGAGGGGGAAGAGAGCGGUUGCUCAUUGAGUGGGAGUGAGACGAAUAUUUUAAAUGAAGAUUCUAAAUUUUUUUCGGAUUAUUAUAAAUUAAAAGAAGAGCAAACUAAUUGUAUUUCAUUAGAGAAAGUUCGCGCGGAAUUAAAACAAAACAAAGGCAAUUUUAUUUUAAUGGAUGGAUUAAUUUACCAUAAGGAUAAAAUUCUUAAUGAAUCAGUUAUACAGUUAGUUUUACCAAAAUGUAGGCAAAAUAAAGUUUUAAAAUUGGCACACGAAUCCGUUUUUGGGGGUCAUAUGGGGGUUAGGAAAACAAAAGAGCGAAUAAAAUAUAGUUUUUACUGGCCGAAUAUGAGGAAAGAUAUAACGGAAUUUGUCCAAACUUGUGAAGGGUGCCAACUUAGAAAAACUGAGAAAAUUGGCGAUAGAGCGCCCAUAACUCCUGUGGUUCGUCCCGAACUUCCUUUCGAAAUUGUGAAUGUGGAUGUCAUUGGUCCUAUAGACCCACCAUCUAGCAGAGGACACAAAUAUGUACUUUGUCUUGUUGAUCAAAAUACUCGCUGGCCUGAAGCUGUGCCGUUGAAAUCGCUAUCUGCUAAAACAACUUGCGAUGCUUUACUUACAAUUUUUACAAGAACUGGUAUACCCAACGUUAUAGCUAGUGAUCAGGGGACUAAUUUUAAGUCUGCCCUAACUCAAGAAUUUCAGAAGCGUAUUGGUUCGAGUCCCAGAUUCUCCUGUCCGGGUUAUGCUGCUGCGAAUGGACUAGUGGAAAGGUGGAACCGAGUACUAAAAGAUAUGUUGCAUCACGUAAUACGUGAAGAUCCAAGAGGUUGGGACCUGCAACUCCCGUUUCUGCUAUUCUCGUACCGAGAGGUUCCAAACACCACUACUGGGGUAUCUCCUUUCAAGCUACUCUAUGGUAGAGAGGCCCGAGGUCCAUUGUCUAUCUUGAAAUCAUCUUGGUCUGGUGAAAUUAGAAUCCCUACCACUUUGUCUCAGUCAGCUGUUGACUAUCUUCAAGAACUGAAAGUCAGACUGGAAAAGGCUGCUGAAAGUGCCUCAUUGAUGGCUGCUGACAAACAGAAAGCAUACAGUGACUAUUUUAAUAAAAGAUCUUCAGUACGAAAUUUUAGUGUCGGUGAACAUGUAGUACUUUUAAUCCCUGAUUCUGCCGAUAAAAUAUAUGCCCGAUGGACUGGUCCAGGUGAAAUUGUCAAGCACUGUUCCCCACAUUCUUACAUGGUAAAAUUACCAGAUGGGAGAGUGAAACAAGUGCAUGUAAACAAGAUAAGGAGAUUUCAUGCUAGAGUUAAUUCAAUUGGUGUGAUAUUUGAAAAUGAGGACGAAUUUGGUGAAAUUAUUACAGUACCUGAAACGAACAUUGGAAAAGUUAUGUUUGAUUCACAAUUGGACUUAGAACAUUUGAGUGAUGAUCAGAAAAGAAAAUUAAUUUCUUUGCUGAGUAAACAUCAAGAACUUAUGACUGGAAAAUUAAAGAAAGCAAAUGUUAAAGAGCAUAAGAUUCGACUCAUACCUAACAGUGAGAGGAAGAGGCCUUAUAUAUACCGUAUUCCGGAUGCUUUGAAAGGAAAAGUAGAUGAACAGAUAGAAGAGCUUUUAGAUGCUGGUUUAAUAGAAGAGAGUUCAGCUGAAAUUGCUUAUCCAGUGGUGUGCGUUAGUAAAAAAGAUGGAGGGAUGCGGAUGUGCAUCGACUAUCGAGCGUUGAAUGCUGUGACUAUAACGGACGAUUUUCCUAUGGAAGAUACUACUGAGUUAAUACAUACUAUAGGGAAAGCUAAUGUAAUCUCAAACCUAGAUCUGCUAAAAGGUUACUAUGCUAUUCCCAUGGAGGAAGCAAGUUACGAUUUAACUUCCUUUAAAACUCACAAUUCUCAGUACAGAUUUCGAGUUAUGCCGUUUGGACUCCGGAAUGCUGCAGCAACGUUUCAGAGAGUGAUGAACAAGGCCCUAGCACCAUUUAAAAGGUUUUCACGAGCAUAUAUAGACGAUAUUGGUAUAUUUUCUAAUAGUUUUGAGGAACAUCUGGUACAUCUGGAGUUGAUUCUGAAAAGAUUAGAAGAACUCAAUUUCACUGUUAACCUGAAUAAAUGUUCUUUUGCUAAACCAAGUAUCAAGUUUUUGGGACAUAUCAUCGGUUCGGGUGAACUCCAGCCCGAUCCAGAAAAAGUUCGAGUCAUUCAACAACUUCCAAGACCAAAUACUAAGAAAGAAUUGAGAAGUGUACUUGGAUUAUGUGGUUUUUACCGAGAUUAUAUUCCGAAAUAUGCUGAAUUAGUGUAUCCUCUAACAGAAUUGACAAAAAAGCGAGUGCCGGAAGAAAUUCCCUGGAGUGAGGUGCAUGACUCUGUGUUCUCACGUCUCAAACGAGCCCUUGUAGAAGCCCCAUCACUUUACACACCAGUGCCCGGUAAUCCUUACAUUAUUUACUCAGAUGCAUCACAGAUUGGAAUAGGAGCCUGUCUUUCUCAGCGAAUAGGAGAUAAAACUUUCCCAGUGUCUUACGCUAGUCAUAAAUUGACCAAAACACAACAAGCCUGGUCAACUAUAGAACGAGAAGCUUACGCUAUUGUGUGGUCAUUAAAGAAAUUUGAGUCGUUGAUAUUUGGCUCUGAAAUAGAAUUUUACACUGACCACAACCCCUUACCGUAUUUAACGAAGUGUGCUCCUCAGUCAUCUCGGUUACAGCGAUGGGUGUUCGCUCUUCAAAAGUAUAAUAUAAUUUUGAAACAUUGCCCUGGUUCCAAAAUGCCGCAUGCGGAUGCAUUAUCUCGUCUGUUUCCAAAUACUCUGACUUAAAUAUUGACUGUUCACAUUUUGAUAAUUUAAAGUUUUUUUUUUUUGAUUUAUAUAUUAUUUUGAUUUUAUAAGCAAGUUAUAAAUUUUAAUAGUUUAAUGCUACGUUAUGUUAAAAAAUUGAGUGC
Messenger RNA from Parasteatoda tepidariorum (common house spider), 4786 nucleotides. The record is from RefSeq and is a predicted model, not a curated record. NCBI's taxonomy places the organism in Eukaryota, Metazoa, Arthropoda, Arachnida, Araneae, Theridiidae.